Anthostomella pinea is the source of this 558-nucleotide messenger RNA. The record is from the annotation of a GenBank genome assembly. NCBI's taxonomy places the organism in Eukaryota, Fungi, Ascomycota, Sordariomycetes, Xylariales, Xylariaceae.
AUGUCGGAACCACUUACCAAAGUCGACUCUGCCGUCGAGGGUCUUCCCGAAUCUCCCGUCAAGGAGAAGGCUGGCCAUAGGAGAGCCAGCUCUCACGUGGCAGGAGUUGCCAGCGUGAAGGACAUGUGGGAAACCAAAACCCCGCUUGCAGUAGCCAAGGAAACACAACAGACGGGAUGGAAGAUCAAUACCUCUGCUACGUCAGUAGAGGACAGGGACAUCUUGGACAAGCCAUUGGUCACACCCCUGGUCAGAGCUAUUGAACUACACUUCAAACAUGGUGUCGUGGUGACCGCGCGGAACAGAACAGGCGUCACCAUCAAGGAUGCGUUGACUGCCAUCCACAGACAGUACAAGAAGAGGACAGACGACGAGCUCGGCGAACCAUACCUGAAGGGCUUCGAGUGGGUCCCCGACCACGAGGAGUACGCUGAGACGCCGGAAAAGCAAAAGGAAAAGCAAGACGAUUGGCAGCAGCUCUACAUCCAUCUGUCAUCGACGCCUGGUGUCUCCAACUCCGGCGGCAAGAAGAAGAAGAAGGAAAAGAACGCCGAGUAG